This is a messenger RNA of Cladophialophora immunda, 1671 nucleotides long. RefSeq lists its product as uncharacterized. The transcript has a single exon. Gene Ontology annotation, biological process: DNA-templated transcription initiation. NCBI's taxonomy places the organism in Eukaryota, Fungi, Ascomycota, Eurotiomycetes, Chaetothyriales, Herpotrichiellaceae. Gene Ontology annotation, cellular component: RNA polymerase I complex. Bases 60 to 1406 code for a protein of 448 amino acids. The record is from RefSeq and is a predicted model, not a curated record.
CGCAAAUACAGCAGUGCUGGGUAUCUGCGUAAGAGUUUGGACUCUGGAAAAAGCGAGCUAUGUCAGUCCAGGCAAAGACCAGACACACCACAAGCUCGAAAACGGUGAAAGAUGCCCAAUCACUGAGCCCACCUAAGAAGCGAAAACGCGAAACCGAGCCCAUCGAGACUACGAAAAAGAAGAAAAAGCCGCGGACAGAGGAUGGCGCAGAAACCCCAGCUGCAGUAGCGGAGCACCCUACGGAGCGGAAGGAGAAGAAAAAGAAAAAGAAACAGAAGUCCAAAGAGGAGGGCGAUGUCGCUGCACGCAGGGUAGAAGAGGAAGAAGAGGCGCCCGUAUCGCAGGACAUAGAACCAGGAGACGACGAUGCCGCUGAGGAAGACAACGAGCCCGAUAUAGAGACAGACGCAGUUGUCAUGGAUGGAUCAGAAGCCGCGGACGGAGAAGAAGCAGAACUCAAUCUACUGGAAUCCGAAGAUCCUAGCUCCUUCUACUCAACUCGCCUCUCACUCUACCUCUCGAUACCUGCGAUCUCACUUGAAGCUGCGAAGCCGUCGGUACUUGCAGUGCACCUUGCACCAUUACUUCUGACAUACUUUCCUCCCGCACAAGGAAUUGUUCUGGGAUUCUCUGACCCUGUCAUGUCCGCACAACCUAACUCCGGCAUCAAUCUUCCCCUCUUACCUCCCCGAAAUGGCGAAAUCGAGGCACAAGCAGAAGUGCUUGCAGACACAGCUGACGAGUUUGGAGUAUGUUGGGUCUGGCUCACCGCUACGUUUCUCGUGUUUCGACCUGAAAGAGGCGACGAGCUGUAUGGGUGGACGAAUGUUACUUCGGAAGGCUUCGUGGGCCUGGUGAGCUACAACUACUUCCAGGCGGCCAUUGGCAAGGCUCGGAUUCCUGCGGAGUGGAAAUGGAACGGGCCGAGCAGGGAACAGCUGCAGAAAACCAAGAAGGGCAGGAAGGGUCGACUGCGCGAUGAGAGCGGCUUGGAUGAUGGGGAGGAACACGGCACACAGGAGACUGCAACAACAGUGGUGGAGGCUCCAUCCUCACAGUCCCUACUGGCCGAUGACGGCGGACACUUUACAGACGCAAGCGGGACGAAGAUCCAGUCGACGCUGAAAUUCCGCGUGGCGGACACAGAAAUAGUUCCGGCGCAUGACAGGCACAAGUGGUCCUUGCAGAUUGACGGCACUCUCCUAGAUGAUGAGGCUGAGCAGAGUGUGCUAGAAGAAGAACGCGGGAAAUUUGAGCGGGCGCAAGAAACCAGUCGAUCCAGGUCGCUGGGAGGUGAAGACGCAGCGGUGAUGAGUGGAGCAUUGAGAAGAUCGCUGAGCCGGGAAGGAAGUGUUGGCUCGAGGAUUUCCGGACACACGCCGGCGCGGCAUCGAGUGACUUAUUAGGAGCCGCUGUGCACUAUCUAGCAAGUUGACUGCCUAUAAGGACGUGGGGGGUGGCCAUGCCAAUGAUCUGACGACUCGUUCCUGAUGAUUUCUAUAUUUGCUUCGUGGUGGGCUUUAACAAUCGGCUCACCCUGAUUGGUCAACGAAGUAUAUACGGGUGGUGGGGUGCGAUGGGUGACGCAAUGCCACUUGGGCACUUUACAUAGCGCAAUGAGCAUGGCCGGUCACGGUCAAUGGAAUGUCCCCGCAGGCACGCAAGAGAGAC